AUGCAACUGUUCAUUGCAUUUUUAACAGCAUUGUCGAGUGAUGGGAAUUCCUUCGACACCACAAACGCUACAGAUCAGAAAGCUUUCACUCCUUUACUCACAUGUAUUGAUGAAAUCCAAGGUGUUCUGCAAGGAGUCGAAUACAACCAGCCGUCUAAGAUUGUAGACUGCGGUCCAACCGUCACCUAUUGUCAGAAAGUUACUGCUCAUUACAGAUCGUUUGAGGUUAAGGAACGCCUGAAUGACUUGCGCGGGCCAGCCGAUGUGUCAAAAAGAAGGAUGUCAUGA
This is a messenger RNA of Necator americanus (New World hookworm), 288 nucleotides long. RefSeq lists its product as uncharacterized. The record is from RefSeq and is a predicted model, not a curated record. NCBI's taxonomy places the organism in Eukaryota, Metazoa, Nematoda, Chromadorea, Rhabditida, Ancylostomatidae. Bases 1 to 288 code for a protein of 95 amino acids. The transcript is spliced from 4 exons.